Molecule: messenger RNA, 7354 nt
Organism: Polypterus senegalus (gray bichir)
Lineage: Eukaryota; Metazoa; Chordata; Cladistia; Polypteriformes; Polypteridae
Gene: tmem47
Product: transmembrane protein 47
Exons: 3
Coding region: 115-660 (181 amino acids)
Biological process (GO): cell-cell adhesion
Cellular component (GO): cell-cell junction; membrane
Source: RefSeq, a predicted model, not a curated record
CGCAGCGGGGCUACAGUUGGUCAGAGGAGCGGAGUAGCAUCACAGACAGGGUGCUUGUUUUGACUUUGUAAGCCGUGGAGGAAAGAAGCGAGCAAAUCUACAGAGACACCAGUGAUGGCAUCGGCUGGUAGUGGAGUGGAAGAAGUUCGUGUUUCAGUGCUAACCCCGUUAAAAUUGGUGGGCUUGGUGUGCAUAUUUUUGGCUCUCUGUCUGGAUAUUGGUGCUGUUUUGAGUCCUGCUUGGGUCACCGCAGACAAUAACUAUUAUCUUUCGUUAUGGGAAUCCUGCACAAAAUCCACGAACUCUGAAAUCUGGCAGUGCAACUCCACGCUUGGAAAUGAUUGGCAAAUUGCUACCCUAGCUUUGCUCCUUGGUGGUGCAGCCAUCAUUCUCAUUGCCUUCCUGGUGGGUCUGAUUUCUGUCUGCGUAGGAUCCCGGAGGCGGUUCUACAGACCAGUUGCUGUCAUGCUUUUCGCUGCAGUGGUCCUCCAGGUAUGCAGUCUUGUCCUCUAUCCCAUCAAGUUCAUCGAAUCUGUCAUCUUGAAAAUAUACCAUGAGUUUAACUGGGGCUAUGGGCUUGCCUGGGGGGCUACCAUUUUUUCAUUUGGUGGUGCCAUUCUCUACUGCUUGAAUCCCAAGAAUUAUGAAGACUAUUACUAGAAAUGUCUUUCCGCCCAGCUUCAACCACAAGGAGGAUUAUGAAGAAUCUUAUUUUUAUAACACUCUGUUCUAUAUCAGGAGUUAAAGCUGCUCACCUGACCUUUUUUGCCUUUGGCUACAAACAAUACAGUAUCUAACAAUGACACUUGAGUAGUGAAGAAGAAACCUGCAAGCAAACCUUAAAUAAAAAAAAAACUUUUUAUUUUUCCUUUUAGAGUUUAGCUGUCUGAACUACUGAAAAAGACAAAAUUGAUCACUUUUUAAGAUGACAGGGAUAAACUAACUGAGGAAAACAAGAAUGGUCCUAAGUGUUUUCUCAUUUUCAUUACUGUGAUAACAGAAUUAUUUCAUAGCAUAUUUUUUAAUCACACUAUGACAUAGAGACAAAGAUGUGGAUUUUGCUUAUAUGCUGUCAAAGGUAUUUUACCAAUGUAAGAGUUUUCAAACUCCAAUUUUAAAACAUUAAUGGUGGCAAAACUUUGGAAGAUAUUCUGUUUUUUUCUUUCCUAAAUGAUUCAGUGUCUGCUAAAUAAAACACUUCAUAGUUGAAUUCAUCUAAACAGAAGAGAAAUUCAUCUAAAAUUAUGAAAUUAGUGGUUAUCAUAAAAUGGUGUGGUAUAGUUAUCCACUUUGUGGAAAUUUCAUUGGAACUAAUCCAUCUUAUUCUGAAGAAAGAACCUGAUGUACCCUCUAGCGUGAGGUGCAUGGAGCAGGUUUGGAAGGUUCAGUCUGUAUCAUAUUUUAUGAAGGCAAACAAUGUACUGCUUGUAAACUCAUAUAUGAAGGCUUGGCUUUCUGAGGUGUAUUUUAUUAUUUAAUUUAGUGACAUUUUAUGUAGGUAAAAAUUAAAGAAAAUAUUACAAUUAAAAGAAAUUUUAUUUUAUUUUAUUCUGGGAUGGAAGGGGGAUCUCCUUAGAAGUAUGAAAAAACACCAUGUCUUUUGUUUUAAGUAUGCCUCUGUAUCCCUUAAAUGCACAGAAUGGUUCAACCAAUUCACAAACUAGACCAUAUGUAAUUUUAAUAACAUUGGGUUUACAUUAUAGUAAAUGUGAUCUCUACAAUGUUAAAUUGAAAUGCACAAUUCUCAGAUAUUUUACAAUAUUUAGUUUAUAGUCCCCCAAUAUGAUGAUUUUAUUACACAGUUCAAACAAUAAUAGUAAUCAGUUUGUUGUUUUCAAGCUAUGCGUAGUAAGUGGAUAUUAUGUCAGUUAAAAUGUUUAAAACAUUCAAAAUAAAAGAGAAAAAACUUAUAUACAUUGUAGCAUCCUUGACAAACGAACACAAAGACUGUUAAAUGGGUGAACCAUACCAUCUCUAGCGUCUUGAUAUUUCUCACAAUUCAAAAUCCUUUUUGGAUUGCAGUAGCCACUCUGUUAUUGUAAGUUUUGUUUUAGUUAUGAAUGGAGCCUCAAGUAGACCCUUAGGCUGGCUUUCUGAGACUCACAAGGCUUAGUGGUGACAAAGACCUUUGUUUGGCUUCUUCCAGGUAGUAAUGUGACGAGUAGCUUUUAUUCUGUCCUCAUUAUAGGACAAACCCCUGUGAAGUCCUUCAGUAGAGAGAGAGAGGGAGGUUAGGAACACGCGCCAAUACAACGCAUUUCCAUAUCCUCCACAUGACAAACCAACUCAGGAUGCCAGAUGAGGGCCCAAGUACAGUCAUACAAUGGGUGAGAAGACAGAUAAAAUGUAACAAAAGUUUUGUGAACGUAUUCAAUGGGGAACAUUAUUUACUAUUUAAUGUUAGGCUUGGAUUAAAAGAAAGUGAGUGUACCAAAGCACAUGAUCAGAAAGUGUCCUGAAAUCAAGUGUGUACACUUAUUAAUUAAUGACCUGUUGGAAGACGUUUGUCUGAAUGUAUUAUAAAAUACUAAGUAAUCAUUUUGCUUUACGAUUUUCAUCACUGAAUAUUAAAACUUCAAUUGCUGUGUGUGAUGAACUGUUUAAAUACCACAGACUAAAUAUGGUAUUUUAAUCUUUGGAGGUCUAGGGCAACUGUUUUUGAACAAACGUAUUGUUGUGUGGGUGUUGGAAGUGGUGGUACAUGGAUUACAUUCUACUGGCAUUUGUAUGUUCUUUUCAAGAUUGUGUAGGGUUCUUGGAGUGACUUAAGUUUUUUUUUAAAGGCGUACAUCAGGUUGACUGUCGUCAGAGUAUGUGCACAGACAAAGAGAAUCGUGCUCUGUUUUGGACGAACUUAUAUUUUUAGGUGAGGUUAGGCUGGAUUACAUUUUAAUUAUUGACUACAGUAUUAAGAUGGGGGAUGAUACCUAUAAUCUAACUGGUAAUAGAUGGCUCCUUCAACAAAAAGGAAAUCCUGCUAUCACUUGGCUUUCCUAAGCCUUUAGCAGUGUACACGAGAUUAAAUAAUAUGAAAGAUGAACCUCCGGGAUUAUCUGUGGUCAAGUCCAACCCAACUAAAGCUUUAUAUAUAAUAAAGAGACAACUUUUCAAAUUUUAAGAAUAAUUACACAAUAAACACUUUACUUUGGAAUCAGAAAAAGCCCCAUUAAGUUUUCUUAUGUUUUUUUGUUUUCCAAAAAUGAGAGGGAUCUGUGUCAACACAAUAUACACAAAAUCCUGAAUUCACCAAUAUCAAAUUUCUUACCAUCCCAAAUGGUGCACAUAAGACACUUUUCUCUGCUUCAGUCAUCCUUCCACACAUGUAAUGUGAUCAUUUCUUUCUCUCUAUUUAAGCCGGCAUAAGCCCUCUUGGACUUUCAGAAUAAUAUGUAGGCUUCAAAGAAACAAAGUUCUAAGGUCCCAUUUUUCUAUAAAACUAAACAACUCUUGCAUUAUGUUGAAGUUUGAACAGGAUACACUGGGGAAAACAAAUUAACACAUAUAGCAUUUUAUACUCAAUAGGUAGGUUAUUACAAAUCUGUUUUAGAAAUUAUUUUGGAUGGAAACACUGAUGUUGUGUCUCUGAUUACUGUAUGUGCCUCUAUUUACUAUUAGCCUUCAAAUUUUUUUUCCUGUCUGUGUUUUUGCAUUGCACAGUACAUGAACUCAUGGAAAGUGCAGUGGAGCAGUGUAUUUAAGAAUUACUCAUGACAAAAGCACCAUAAUAGUCAUUCAGCAUUUUUUUACAUGGCCAUUAAUUAAUUUGAAAUUACAUUAAGUCACAACUAGGACAUCUGUAUUUAAAACACUAUUUACUUUUUUCACACUAUAUACACAAACACAUUUAUUGUGUACAGAAUUACAUUUAUAGUACUUGAUGGAUAUUUAAAACUUGUGGUUGACAAAUUUCACGUAAUCCUUUACUGUGGGUAAAGUUUUUUCAAAGUGACUUUGUUUAUUUUUGACUUCUCAAAUAUACUUACUCUUGUUAGAUUUAAGUGCUUUUAAUUUUACAUCAUCUAUUUAUAGUAUGUUAGAAGACUUUGAAAAAUAUCCUUUAAACAAAUACAAAUUCUACAAAGAACCACCUACACCUAACUUGUGAAUUCUGUCUGCUGCAUGUUACUUUAUUAUUGUACUUAUAGUAAUCAAUGCAUUGUUUUGGUAUUAAACAUUAUUUUUUAACAUUAUACAUUAUCAAAACAUAUAUAUUUUUAUGUCACAAACAUACUGCCGUUCAAAUUAGGUGUCAGUGAAUUAGAAGGAAAAAAAGCUUUUCACUAACAUAGUGCAGUAUUACUGGGCACUGUAAUGGCUGCAGAUUUUGUUUCAAUUUUAUUUUACUUGUGUUUCAAGUUAGGAGAAACUCAUAGGAAUCUUAAUUUUUAUGGCAUCUGUUCUACAUACUAGGCUGAUUGAAUAGCUUUUUAUUAUGUUUCUGUAGCUAAAAUCCAUUUAAGACAGAAACAAGGGCCCACUUUGCAACACAAAGAGUCAUGGGAAUGCAGAACAAAUGAUCAAGUCACGUAGUUGAAGAAGAAAGGUUCAUAACUUUAAAAAUGUAACUGAAUGAAAUAUUAGGAAAACUUAGCUAUUAGAUAACCAAACAAGCUUGAUGGAGUGAAUGGUCCCCUUUUAAUUUGUUUGAUUCUUAUGUUCUUAAAUCAGCCAGUUACAAUAGGAGAAAUGUAUUCUUGAAAUACAGCUUCAUAGCAGCAACAUUCUCUGCAUUUUCAGAUAAGACUAGCAGCUUUGUAAAUUAGGAACUAUGUCAGUUCAUAUUGUAUAACGUUGAGAUGUUCAUGCAUCAGUGCCUUUACUAUUGUCGCUUACUCUAUGAGAGUUCCAUAAGGUUUUUUAGGCUAACAUUUUUAUUUACAAUAGUUCUGUUUCUCUUCUUGUGUAUGUAUGUUUUUAUUUUUAUUUAAAGGCACGUGAGGAUGUGUAAUGCUGUUGAUUCCACAUGUUUUCAGUUCUCUUCCACAUAUUUUUGUUUUAACCCCACUGAGAUAUUAUCAUGAAAUAUUUCAGAUCCACCUUUGUCAUUAAUAUUGGAAUAUAUUUAAAUUUAAAUGGUGACAAGCUCUAAAAGAAAAAAAAAAUCUAUAUAUAUAUAUACUGUAUCUCUGUGUGAUUGUUGUCUUUUAAUAUAAUUGCAAUACUAUGGAUUAGCACGUUGCUGUACAUUGUCAAAGAAGCAACAAUUAGAUCGGUAUAUGAGGUCUAACUGUAUGGUCGGCAAUGUUAUUUAUUCAGAUCGCCUGUAUUUUUUGUACUGAAUUGUGCACACUAACCUCUUGCCUCUGUGUCUUUGAUAUUGCCUCGGACUGUGCCUAGAAUUUUUAAAUGUUUUUUUUUUUCUUUUUUUACUGCAGGUUUCAAUUUUCCUUAUGUAUUGGUUAAAGUUAAAUUACAGUUGUAGUGUACUGAUUAUUUUUUUAGCUAUGUCUUUGACACAGAUUGCUAUUUUCAACUUAUUAUUUUUUCUUCUCUAAAUGAAUAACAAACUUGUUUAAGGUAUUCUAGUUGUUUGUUAGUUUACAAACAUCUUUGCAUUUAUUGAAUAAAUGCAGAGAUGAAGGAGACAUAUACCUGAAGUUAUGACCAAGAUACACUAUAAUUUCUGUGCAGCCCUGUUUGUUCAUCGUGAUCAACAUCCAUCCAGACAUCAUGGCUAAAAUUCAUAUUUACCUAGUUUAUACUGUGCACAAAUGUUUAAGCUGUUAUAUUCAAUGAAUGAACAAUUAUAAUGGCAUUACAUUUCCCUAUUUUGUUUUUAUUGAUUUUAAACCAAGCCCACAUUUAAUACAAAACUGUUAAGGAUGGUUAUUACUAUGCAACAUAUUUUAAUGUUUUAUGUAUACUGUACAGUGUUAUUUUUUAGAAACAGCAUUAUUAUUAUUGCACCAGUGUUGUAUUUUUACUUAGCAUAGUACUUAUAUCUCUUUCUUUGGAAAUUGCCUGUGUGAGUGUAUUACAGAGCAUUAUGAGAUACUCGAACUAUUAUAUAUGCACUAUAUGAUAUUUAGCACAAGACAACUAGUGUACAAAAUGAAGCUUGUCAAUAGAGACUGCAAUGCCCUUUUACUUGUAUGCCAUCUAAGAAACAGUUUUUAUCAGCUUGUUACUUCUGUGAAAUUCCCUAGCAAACCACAGACUUCCCUUUAACCAGCUCUUCACUCUGAGAAUAAAGCUUCUGACACAAACUACAGCGGCAGCUACAGUAGAAUCUCACAGACACCUCUGUUUGCUAGAGUAUAAAAGUAGUUUGAGAAGCAUGGCCAAACAAGAGCUGUCUUCUUGUGUGCUCAUACUCUCUGUGUCAACUGCGUGUGAAGUCUCUGACCAUAUGUUUUCCACAACACAUGCUUUAUAUAAAAAAAGAGAUCCACUGGUUUGAAAGCUUUAACCUUUCAGCUGGUGUCACAAAUAGGUAUUCAGACCAGUUUGCUGAAUGUGUUCUUAAAAAACCUGUUCAUUUCAGUCAGUUAUAGCUCAGAGUGCGAAGCACAGCCAGGCGCUGUUGUUCUAAGUUUAAGUAAAGUUUUAUUACUUUCUUAUAAACUUUAGGCAACAGAGCUAGGAUGUGUGUUAAUUAAACCUAUAACGCAGGAAGCAUAAAUAACUGUUAUCUCUUAUCUAAGGAAAAGAUUUUUUCACAGCUCUGUGUGGAGUGUUUCUGUUAGCUUAACAAAUAAAGAAGACAAAGGAAUUGAUUAUCACAGCUUUAUAGGUGAUACUGCUUCUCUUAAGUCAGACUGUUUCACUUUUUAGCUCACCAUUGGUCCUUUGGGAACAGAAAUACUGCAUAUUAACAUUAAUAUAUAUCGUAAAAACCUCUAGACAAUGAGUAACUUUCAAAUAAAGAAAAUGAUUUCCAGGUGCUUGCUUAAUAAGAAAGCGACAUAAUAAAGCACUGUAAUGAGCAUAAAGGCUGAAGAAAAGUACAAAGUGGCACAAAAAUCACAAUAAUACUCUAUAUAAAGUAUUACUGUAUACAUAAAAUAUUACAUGGUAAUAUAUUGCAUAGUAGUAAACCCUCAUCGAUGCAAAUGGAAAAGGAACUAUUUUAAUUACAUUUAAUAAUACAGUUCUACAAAACGAAUGUUCAGCAUAUUAUACAUUUAUAUUUGAAGCUGCCAUGCUUGAUUUUGUACAAGAAUGCAUUUUUUUCUUCUGUCCUUUUAAACAUUAAAUGGUACCAUACGCUUUUGGACAAAACUCAAUUAAUGUACCAAUGUUGAUCAAUUUAGUAAAUUUGUUUUCAGAGUUUUGCCUUUUAAAGUAAUGAUGUUGUUUAAAGAAAAAUUACCAUUUAGUCAAAUAAUAAAUUGAUAUAUUGUUGGCACAACUA